UGUGAGCGGCUAAAGGAACAUAGGACAUCCGCCGGAGUACUGGAUCUGGAUGCUCAGAUCACAUCAAAUCUUAAAUCAAGCGUUAAUAAAUCGCUUGUAGAUUUAAUUGUCGGCUGCUUAGAGGUACAGUCAAAUGAUUCUCGAUCAUCGUCAGCAGUAGUGAGAAACCGGAAGACUUCAUGUUAUGGCUACUAUGCCAUGUUGCCACUACUCUCCCUGACAAGAUACCCGUCGCUCUGCAAAAGAUAAUUGUUUUCGAGUUUCGAAAGUUGGGAAACCCGUAUACUGAAGCGAAUAAAGACGAAGUAAAAACACCAGAGCAAUUACGUCUAGCUACUACUUUGAAGGCAUACCUCGAAUAUACUAUGGAAAAACCUCGAAAUGUCGCAAAGGAGUCUGUCAUCUGGUUGCUGCAAGACUACAGCAAUAUCGUGAAGAAAUCAACACACUCUCCAGAUACUACAAUGAAUGAUCAUGAAGAAGCCGCACAAAUGAGUUAUGCAGAUGAAAACGACAUUGCUCGAUACUAUAUUUCAUACCUCAUGAGCUUAAUUCAUAUCUCUCCCAAAUUUGCCAAUGCCGUCUGGCGUGAUGUAUUUUGCAUGCUCUAUGAGAAUAACUGGAUGGGAAAAAUAUUGUUGUUUGAGCGAAAACAACGAUAUUCUUACUACAAGAGGAACUCAAACGAGCCACCUUUUAUCUUGGCAGACGUUUUCCCCAAGUGGCUGUCACAGGUUGCGUUCAGUCCAAGCGGAUUGGUUAUGAAGCAUGCGCUGGAUGUAGCCGUGAUGUUGGACACAAUAGCCCAUGACGAAGAUUUGGGCAUGAAGGAACUAAUACCGACAAAAGAGAACUCUAUUAUCACGGGAAUGAAAGCGUCGUUCACAGUUCCCGAUUUAAAACCAGCUUCCGUGGACUUGGUGGAAUGGACGGUUGGACUACUGAAACAAAACCUGGGACGAGUCAAUGAGGAGGCCAUGCAGAUUCCAAUAUUUCUACUUCAAUUGCGUGGACUACAAAGUAAAGCAAGUGCUGUGGAACUUCUCUCGCAUCUUCUCCUAAGACUGGAUAAAUCGUCUGACGCCGAUUCCAACGAAUGUACACGCUAUCUUAUCUUUCAUCUCAUAAACAAAUUGGAUGAACGAUGGUCAGGGGUGUUCCGUGACGUUCUGGAUAAAAUUUUUUCUAAACUCAAAGCAUCGAUAUCUAAAUUAACGGACGAACAGAACUCCGACGCGCGAGUGAUUGAGAGAGUCUUGGGAAGUUGCUCAGUCAUAGCCGAGCCAUGCACAGAUGAUGCCGGGGUUGCUGCGCAAGCAACCCUUCACUCCUUUCAAAGUUAUCUGGCCGACGAAUGGAAAACCGUCAUGUCAUUGUUUAUUAAUCAUCCUGCUCUGACGUGUCGCAUUUCUGGGUUUGAGGUCCUUCUGUACAGUCAAUUUUGGACUCGUGUAUCGGACAAGGAUGCAGAGCACGAUAUCGCCGAUAAGCUGACGCAAGCGUGGUUCCGAUACCUCACUGAACGGUUUUCAGCAUUGCACAUACGCGGCGAAAAGGAUGCUGCGCUAAGGAAGGUUAUUUCCAAUUUGGUGCGUUACAUGAGCCAUGAACCCAGGAUAGCCCGACAACUUCUGGAGACGUUUUGUGAUCGAAUCUAUGAAGGCGCCUUGGAAUCGUUUUCCCAAUCAAAGUACAUGACGCUUACUCAGUCUGAUAACUGGUUGCUGCUCGAUGUCUAUCGGAAGCAAAUGUCGGUCCAUGUUGCGUCAGCUGACGAACCGUUGGGGCAGGUUAGCCGUCGACCCACGGGUAGUAGGUUUAAACCAAGACAACCUCGUUACCUUGCCCAUUUAGCCGACACAGAAAUAGAGAGGUCUUAUCAAGAUGACAUAUAUGCCAACAAUAUCAUGGACACGGCCCAUCUCCUACAGCAAAUUACGCAGCAGCACGCAGAUUUCGGUAGCCAGAUCGUCAUUAGGCUCUCCACCAAGUGGCCAGCCGUGGUUACACCAAUGGACAAAUACGAUCAAAUGCUCCCUUUGUCACUCCCCAACGAACGGGACGGACUCAUUGGUAAUACAUUUCGAGAUCAUCCGGGGUUAUUCGAUGUAUUACACCAUUGCUAUACUGAUGGUCAAGCGGGCAUUCAUGACUUGUUACGCAGCCUUCUGGCCUACUACAUUGCAUUUUGGCAUAUGGACAUAGUGAAACAGGCGGAAUCACCUUGGGAUCAUUGUGUACAACUGGAGAACACACACCAACUAUUGGAUUUGCUGAGUCAGACCGGAGCCAUAGAGACUCAGCUAUACAACUGCCGUCACCUGUUGAACAGCAUGUCGAUUGGUGAUAUUGGCAGCCUACUUUAUUCGGCUAUCUGGGGAUACAUCCGACAGUGUCCAGUCGGCUCUGAAAUCCCUGGUCUCGGCAGCACAGCAAGACCAAGUGCGGACAUGCGACUCAAACAUACCGUGAUAGCUACGGACAAGGUUAAAGUGAUUGUUAAGCAUCGGCUAGCUCAUAUUAUUCAUCGGUCCAAGCCGAGCAUGGAAGACUUGGCAAGACAAUAUGAUUUUUUGUAAACAUUGAACGGGUGUAUUAAGCUAUGGGUUGUGACGUGGUGGAAAUCUAUAAGCGCGGAAACGGGAUUAUCAAGCAACGACGGGGGAUUUAGGCGGUAGUGUCAUGUGCCAAAUAAGGAAAGUGCUGUUCGUUUCAGCCCGCUUGGCAAAUCAUAUCCCCUGGUGUGGCUCAGUGUUGAAUGCGCAAAAACAUUCAACCCCUCCACGCGAGGGAAGUCUAUCUAAAGUGCCGAAGCUCAUACCAAAGUAAACCCGAAUACCGAUGAACACGGAAGCCGCCACCGCAGUCCGAUCCAGUCAGUCAACAUCUACAGCCGCA
Messenger RNA from Umbelopsis ramanniana AG, 2898 nucleotides. RefSeq lists its product as uncharacterized. The record is from RefSeq and is a predicted model, not a curated record. Lineage: Eukaryota; Fungi; Mucoromycota; Umbelopsidomycetes; Umbelopsidales; Umbelopsidaceae. Bases 180 to 2579 code for a protein of 799 amino acids. The transcript has 13 exons.